Onychostoma macrolepis is the source of this 2571-nucleotide messenger RNA. Its product is annotated as zinc finger protein 239-like. The transcript has 3 exons. The record is from RefSeq and is a predicted model, not a curated record. The coding region runs from base 284 to 1138 and encodes 284 amino acids. Gene Ontology annotation, molecular function: RNA polymerase II cis-regulatory region sequence-specific DNA binding; DNA-binding transcription factor activity, RNA polymerase II-specific. NCBI's taxonomy places the organism in Eukaryota, Metazoa, Chordata, Actinopteri, Cypriniformes, Cyprinidae. Gene Ontology annotation, cellular component: nucleus. Gene Ontology annotation, biological process: regulation of transcription by RNA polymerase II.
UUCAUCAGGUUCGGUGAUAUAUGUGUGUCCGCAAACACUUAUAUUUAAUGUUUAGUUUUAUUAUUUAAAUUGAUUGUCAGCGUCAAUUGACAAUUGUCUUUCUCUUCGCAUAGAAAGGAAAUACUUUGAUGUUAUGAAUGCGCCUACAAGUACAAGCAUCAGAGCAUCAGGAAGAAGUGAAAUCUGCAGAGACAGAGUUUAUUGAAGGACAGAGAGAACAUGAGAGAUCCAGAACCCUGCAGAAUGAAACACACUGAAGAACAAACAGAUUUGAUGGAGGAGAAUGAGGCGAGUGAAGCGCAGAAACAUCAUCAUGGCAAAACUAAAAAAAUCUCACUUACAGACGGAAAGUGUUUCUUUACUGAAAAGAAGAGACAAGAAAAGUUUCACCUGCACUCAGUGUGGAAAGAGUUUGUCAAGCAAGAAGAGUCUCAAUGUUCACAUGAGGAUCCACACUGGAGAGAAACCAUUCACAUGUGAUCAGUGCGGGAUGAGUUUCACACAAUCAUCAAACCUUCAGAGACACAUGAGCAUCCACACUGGAGAGAAACCACAUGAAUGUGAUCAAUGUGGCAAAACAUUUUUGUGGGCUUCAAGCCUGAAGGAGCACCUGAAAGUUCAUUCAGAGGAGAAACCACAUUCAUGUUCUUUAUGUGGAGAGAGUUUUUCAUGGCUGAAGAAUUUAAAAGUACAUCAGAAAAUACACACUGGUGUGAGAGAUUAUAUGUGCUUUGAGUGUGAGAAGACUUUUAUUACAGUUGGAGAAUUGAAACGGCACCAGAGGAUCCACACUGGAGAGAAACCUUACAAGUGUUCACACUGCGACAAGAGAUUCAGUCAGACAGCAAAUCUGAAAAGACAUGAGAGGAUUCACACUGGAGGGAAACCUUACAUGUGUUCACACUGCGACAAGAGAUUCAGUCGGUCAGGAGACCUGAAAUCACACGAGAGGAUUCACACUGGAGAUAAACCUUACAUGUGUUCACACUGCGACGAGAGAUUCAGUCAGACAAUAAAUCUGAAAAGACAUGAGAGGAUUCACACUCGAGAGAAACUGUAUCACUGCACUGCAUGCGGGAAGAGUUUCUGUCAUUCAUCAGCUUUAUGUAGUCAUACAAAAUACAAACACAGUAAGUAGAUCAUAGAUCCAGCACUUUUAAGUCUGAGGUCUCAACCUUGCUAAACGUGACACUCUAAUGCAGUGGUUCCCAAACCUGUCCUGGAUGCCCUGCACCUUUUGUAUGUCUCCCUUUUCUAACACACCUGAUUCCACUCAUCAGCUCGUUAGUAGAGACUGCAAGAACUAAAUCGGGUGUGUCUGAUUAGGGAGACAUACAAAAUGUGCAGGGGGUCCUCCAGGACAGGUUUGGGAACCACUGCUCUAAUGCAUUGAGUAAUAAAAUCUGUCCUAACCAGCCAGAGUGAACGACAGGACAAAGAAACAUCACCAAUAGUUUUCAAAGUGAAUAAAGUUCAUCUUCAAGGUCAGCAGUUUCAUUUGUGAGAUUCAGAUCAGUUCAAAGAUGGAAUUUCUCCCCAAGUAACAAUAUCUAACGUUUUAUUCUUGUAUACAACUUUGCUUUAUGAUAUAAAUUAUAUUAUUAUGCUUUAUUACCAGAUUCAUUUUAUGUUCAUAAUGUUCUUCUAAUGCUUAUUUGUAGAAGGUUUUUUUGUGCACAAAGGAAUCAAUAAGAGGAAUCAAAAUUUUAAUUUGAUAAAAAGUAGACUAUUCCUGACCUUAACCCUUGUGCAACCUUAUGGACAUUUGUCUAUUUUAGUGGGGGGUUUUUUUGUUUGUUUUUUUUGUUUUUUUGAUAAUUUUGCCUGUGUUAAUGCUAACUGCAUACAUUUUGGCUCAGGUGUGUAGUUUUUAUUGGAACUGUAAUAUUCCACCCUCAUUUCCUUUUUAAUAAAUCUUUUUUACACUAGGUACAAAAAAAUACUUCCUCUCAGCGCCUUUUGGACAAAAAUGUCCACAUUAAAGCCUAUGCUAUUUUUCAUUGCAGUGCCGUUUAACUGUAAACUUAUGCAAUUUUUGUUAAUAAGCUUUCAUUCUGUUGACAAGGCUUCAAAAUUUAAUUUUUUACUUUUUUUUUUUUUUUUUUUAACCAGAUGGUGCCAUUUUUUUCAGGUUUGCCCUAUAAAGGCAAAUACUCGCUUUAUUCCUGUUUUCUGCUUCUGCAUAUUAUAGAGCCACUUGGAUAAAUAAUGCAGCUAUAAUUGUGUGGGUGUGUUGGUAUGAAUGUUGGAGUGUGGUUUGUAUGUUUGUCAUAAAAAUCGUAUGUGUGUGCUUGUAAUAUUUGAGCGAGGAAAAAGUCUACUGUAAAUCACAAAUCCAACCACUGUGUGUUUUUCUGACAUCUAAUGGGGAAGAUUUGGUACUACGCCCAAACAAAAUUUUACUGAAAGCUCAUUUUUUGAGAUAUCAACCUCAAAUUUCAAACUUAAACAUUUAUAACUUUUUUUUGGGUUUUACUUUUUAAACUUUUUUUACUUCAACAAUAAUCUGCCAUAGGUCUUCUUUAAAAUGAGACCAAACUUUAGUCUGUGCUUUUUUUUUUUUUGUCCUAC